AUGGCAGACACCACAGCUCUGAGUCGGUCGGCGAUGCCCUUCGGCCUGAUGCGUCGAGAGCUGGCGUGCGAGGGCUACCCAUCGAGCUGCGCUGCCCCAAGUGAUGUCAUCAUGAUCGAGACGGCCAACUACGGCCGCACGGACGACAAGAUCUGCGACGCCGACCCCUUCCAGAUGGAGAACGUCCAGUGCUACCUACCGGACGCCUUCAAGAUCAUGUCCCAGAGGUGUAACAACCGCACCCAGUGUGUGGUGGUUGCAGGGUCCGACGUGUUUCCAGACCCCUGUCCUGGGACCUACAAGUACCUGGAGAUCCAGUAUGAGUGUGUCCCCUACAUCUUUGUGUGCCCGGGCACUCUGCUGAGGGUUCAGGCAGCCAGCUCGAUCCAGGAGGCGGAGCACCAGUCGGGGGCGUGGUGCAAGGACCCCCUGCAGGCAGGCGACCGUCUCUAUGUCAUGCCCUGGACGCCCUACCGCACGGACAUGCUGUACGAGUACGCCUCCUGGGACGACUUCAAACAGACCCGCGCCACCACCACCUACAAGUUGCCGAACCGCGUCGACGGCACGGGCUUCGUGGUGUACGACGGCGCCGUGUUCUACAACAAGGAGCGCACGCGCAACAUCGUCAAGUACGACCUGCGCACGCGCAUCAAGAGCGGCGAGGCCAUCAUCGCCAACGCCAACUACCACGACACGUCGCCCUACCGCUGGGGGGAGUCGGACAUCGACCUGGCGGUGGACGAGAAUGGCCUGUGGGUCAUCUACGCCACCGAGUCCAACAACGGUCGCCUGGUGGUCAGCCAGGUGAACCCCUACACCCUGCGCUUCGAGAACACCUGGGAGACGAGCUUCGACAAGCGCCUGGCCUCCAACGCCUUCAUGGCGUGCGGCGUGCUGUACGCCGUGCGCUCCGUCUACCAGGACGACGACAGCGAGGCGGGCGGAGACCUGGUGCUCUACGCCUACAACACCAACCGCGCCCGCGAGGAGCCCGUCCACAUCACCUUCCCUAACCCCUACCAGUACGUCUCCUCCGUGGACUACAACCCCCGAGACAACCAGCUGUACGUCUGGAACAACUACAACGUGCUGCGCUACCCGCUGGAGUUCGGACCCCCGGACCCCACCACCAGCCCUCUGACCACCACCCAGGUGUCCAGUACCACUCCAGCCAAGCCCUUAACCUCCAGCUCCAGCCCUGCCACCACCCGCCCACUGGCGCCCACCUCGCGUCCUAUUGGCUCCAUCCACAAAGAGCCGGACCUGCGGCCAAUCACAGCCACUAUUCCUGUGACGCGUCGCCCUCCCAGGCCCCCGCAGGGCCCAGAGCCCCAUGUGUGUGAGGCGCGGUUGGCCCGGGGCGUGCAGUGGCCUGCCACCCAGAAAGGAGAGACGGUGGACCGGCCAUGCCCUAAAGGGUCUCUUGGCAUCGCCUCCUUCCAGUGCUUGGCAGGGCCAGUCAUGUGGAGCCCUCGGGGUCCUGACCUCAGUAACUGCACCUCCCCCUGGGUCAACCAGGUGUCCCAGAAGAUCAAGAGUGGUGAGAAUGCGGCGAACAUAGCCGGGGAGCUGGUGAACCACACGCGGGGGCGGAUCCAUGCCGGUGACGUCAGCUCGUCCGUCCGGCUGAUGGAACAGCUGCUGGACAUACUGGACGCCCAGCUCCAGGCGCUCCGCCCCGGCAACAAGGAGUCAGCGGCGCGCAACUACAAUAAGCUUCAGAAGAGAGAGAGAACCUGCCGGGCCUACAUACAGGCGGUAGUGCAGACGGUGGAUAACCUGCUGCGCUCGGAGGCGCUGGAGUCGUGGCAGGACAUGAACAGCACUGAGCAGGCACACACGGCCACCAUGCUAUUGGACGUUCUGGAGAAAGGAGCCUUCCUAUUGGCUAACAACAUGUACGGCAACCGCUUCUCCGACCGGGCCCCUAACAUCGACCUGGAGGUGCACGUGUUGAACACAGAGAUGGACCUCCAGGAUCUCUACUUCCCUCAGAACUACGUGAGCGACAGCACCAUCCAGCUGUCUGCCUCCACCAUCAAACAGUACAGCCGCAACGGUCAGUAACCCCCCACGUCCCCC
This is a messenger RNA of Osmerus eperlanus (European smelt), 2085 nucleotides long. Its product is annotated as adhesion G protein-coupled receptor L1-like. The record is from RefSeq and is a predicted model, not a curated record. Gene Ontology annotation, biological process: signal transduction. Gene Ontology annotation, cellular component: membrane. Gene Ontology annotation, molecular function: carbohydrate binding; G protein-coupled receptor activity. Lineage: Eukaryota; Metazoa; Chordata; Actinopteri; Osmeriformes; Osmeridae.